This is a messenger RNA of Microthlaspi erraticum, 399 nucleotides long. NCBI's taxonomy places the organism in Eukaryota, Viridiplantae, Streptophyta, Magnoliopsida, Brassicales, Brassicaceae. The record is from the annotation of a GenBank genome assembly.
AUGGCGUAUGGAGACACAAGAUCAGGACCGUCCUUCUUGGACUCAUUCUCGCUCUCGCCUCUACCGUUCCCGGUCCUUCUAAUCCUAGCCGUGGCUUCCAUCUUCCUAAUGACGUCAUGGUACUGGAGCUUCGAAGAAGCAGCCGAAUCCGCCGGGGAGCAGAUGAACCUUGCUCUUCUCUUGAUCCCUCUGCUUCUCAUAGUCUUGGUCCGGUGGCUAUCUUCCAUGGAGAACCCGGACGCGUUUCUCGGAGUGUUCUCGAGCCGUCGUCAGAUUUACAGGAGUCCCGGCGCCGGAGAUGAGGGUGGAAGCUCGCCUUGGGGAGUGGCGGCGGUGAUAGUGCUCUUGCUUGUUUUGCUAAACUAUCAGUCGAGUUUCUCGGAGAUGUGGUUUGGUUGA